Messenger RNA from Rhagoletis zephyria (snowberry fruit fly), 5192 nucleotides. RefSeq names its product Carboxypeptidase D svr (gene svr). Gene Ontology annotation, molecular function: zinc ion binding; metallocarboxypeptidase activity; carbohydrate binding. Gene Ontology annotation, biological process: protein processing; peptide metabolic process. The record is from RefSeq and is a predicted model, not a curated record. NCBI's taxonomy places the organism in Eukaryota, Metazoa, Arthropoda, Insecta, Diptera, Tephritidae.
GAAAGUCGAAGGAAGGAAGUUUUACUCCUGCAGUGAGGUUGGCAUCGGAAGUGGUGGCUACUAUAAAAAAAUUUAAAUUCUCGCAGAUUUUUUAACUUUUUUCCUGCUUAUCUGCUUGCUUGGUGUCUGCUGAUAACAAAAAGCUUAUUGCAAGCGCUUGCAAAGUAGUGCAAGGCGGCAGCGGGGAGCAGCAGCGGUUAAGCAGAACCGUCGAGAGCUGCAACGUAGUGCUUGAAGUAUCGUUAGAUUGGUCUGCAGGCGGAGGCGUAUUUCAUUUUCAGUAUAACAAGGAGCUUAGCAACAGACAGGGUGCAAGUUUUAAGAAAACAUAUUCUAAUAAGCGAAGCACAAAAGGAAAGUAAGGAACAACCCCGGCGCAACAGUGCUACAGGCUCAUUGAACGCAUACAAAAAUAUAUCCAAAAAUAGACACACCGAAAAUCGAACAGGAAAGGCAGCGCCUGACCGCCCACCCGCACUCGGCCGCCCACGGCACACGCGCAUCCAAGUAGACGCCCACGCGCUCCAGUUUGCGUUGUACACCAGAUAGCCGACAAGCGGAAAUCAACGACCGACGUCGAACCUCUCAAUUGCUAAACAGACAAAGCUUGGCCAAAAGCCGUACCAGUGCAAACUUGCGCCUCGCAGCUUAGCGUAGCAAGUAGAAAAUAGCAACCAAAUUUAGCGAAAAAAACACCUCUCCGCCACAGCGCUACUUCUGUCACUUGCCACUUGUCAACUGCACGUCAAGAUGUUCACACGUCGCAUCAGCUGCCGUCAUUCACAGCAUCGGCACCACCGCCUCCACCAGCCACAGCUGUUGCUGCUCGCCUGCACGCUUGUCGCGCUGAUGUUCGGCGCCAUCACGCAGGCCUUCAUCAUCAAGGAGGAUGAGUCCUUCCUGCAGUCGCCCUACUAUCAAUCGCAGAGCGAAAUCGAGGACAUGUUUGCACGUUUCGCCAAGACAUUCCCGGAGAAUGCGCGUGUCGAGACCAUAGGCCGUUCGCUAGAGGGUCGCAACUUAAUCGUGCUGCAGAUUGGCAAGAAUGUGCAACAGCCACGCACGCCACUCACGCCCAUGGUCAAGUACAUUGGCAAUAUGCAUGGCGACGAGACAAUUGGCCGCCAGCUGCUCAUCUAUUUGGCGCAGUACCUGCUGUACAACUAUGAGACCAGCUUGGAGGUGGCGAACCUGGUCAACAGCACCGAUAUUUAUUUGAUGCCCACCAUGAAUCCCGAUGGCUAUGAACGCUCGCAGGAAGGUAACUGUGAAUCACUUCCGAAUUAUGUUGGACGCACCAAUGCUGCUGGCGUCGAUUUAAAUCGUGAUUUUCCUGAUCGGCUGGAAAAUCAACAGACCAUUCAAUUGCGUUCGCACACACGUCAACCGGAGACAGCGGCCAUCAUAAACUGGGUGUUGAGCAAACCGUUUGUCUUAUCGGCGAAUUUCCAUGGCGGUGCUAUUGUGGCCAGUUAUCCGUAUGAUAAUUCAAUCGCCCAUCGCGAAUGCUGCGAAGAGAGUCUCACACCCGACGAUCGCAUCUUCAAGCUAAUGGCCCACACAUAUGCCAACAAUCAUCCGAUCAUGCGCAAGGGUCACAACUGCAACGACACAUUCACCGAUGGCAUAACGAACGGCGCUAAUUGGUACGAGCUAAACGGCGGCAUGCAAGAUUUCAAUUACGCCUUCACCAACUGCUUCGAGUUGACCAUCGAGUUGUCGUGUUGCAAAUUCCCAACAGCAGCCUCGCUGCCCACCGAAUGGGCACGCAAUAAGCGCAGUCUGUUGCAGCUGCUGCAACUGGCCCAUAUCGGCAUCAAAGGCCUCAUAACGGACGCCAGCGGUUAUCCAAUCAAUGAUGCAAGCAUUGUGGUCUCCGGUCUGGAGGAUAAGCCAAUGCGUACCACACAGCGCGGCGAAUACUGGCGUCUACUUACGCCCGGCAUUUACAAUGUGCAGGCGUUGGCAUUUGGCUAUCAGCCCAGUGAGCCGAAACAGGUGCAUGUGACCAACGAGAACAGCGAAGCAUUGCGCCUUGACUUCACUCUCUCACCGCUCGAGACGAAUUACGAUGGGAAUUUCCGCAAGGUGAAAGUGGAACGGUCCAAAGCUUCGACCAACGAUGAUGAUUUUCUAACACCCACCAAGUUCGAGCAUCACAAUUUCACGGCAAUGGAAAAAUUCAUUCGCAACAUCGCCGAAUCAUAUCCAAGCAUCACACGUCUCUAUUCAAUCGGUCAGAGCGUGCAGCAUCGCGAUCUCUGGGUUAUGGAGAUAUUCGCCACACCCGGCCAGCAUAUACCCGGCGUACCAGAAUUCAAAUAUGUCGCCAAUAUGCAUGGCAAUGAAGUUGUCGGCAAGGAAAUGCUGCUGCUACUCACGAAGUACAUGUGCGAACGUUACGGGGUCGAUGAACGCAUUACAAAGCUGGUAAAUACGACGCGCAUGCAUUUUCUCUAUAGCAUGAAUCCCGACGGGUAUGAGAUCUCGCACGAGGGUGAUAAAACGAGUGGCAAUGGACGUGAGAAUGCCAAUCAUAUCGAUUUGAAUCGCAAUUUCCCCGAUCAGUAUGGUACGGAUAAGUACAAUGCGGUAACAGAACCGGAAGUGGCUGCUGUGAUGAAUUGGACACUUUCGAUACCGUUUGUAUUGUCGGCGAAUUUGCAUGGCGGAUCAUUGGUGGCCAACUAUCCGUACGAUGACAAUGAGAAUGAUUUCUCCGAUCCGAUAGCGCGUCUGCGCAUAGCAACGAAUGUCGGGAGGAAAAUAAAUCCGACGGAGGAGAAUGAUUUGUUCAAACAUUUGGCGCUGGUGUACUCGGAGGCCCACCCCUCUAUGCAUCUCGGCAAUCCCUGUCCCUCCUUCAAACACGAGAUCUUCCCGCAAGGCAUUGUUAAUGGCGCCCAAUGGUACAGCGUAACCGGCGGCAUGCAGGAUUGGAACUAUGUACGCGCUGGCGUGCUGGAACUUACACUCGAGCUGGGCUGCGACAAGUUUCCAAUGACCGAUGAGCUUCCUAAAUAUUGGCACGACAACCGUGAGCCACUGCUGAAAUUCAUCGAGCAGGUACAUUAUGGAGUGCAUGGCACGGUGCGUAGUUCCAUCGGCACAGCUAUUGCGGGCGCGGUGGUAAUGCUGGACGGAGCCAAGCAUGCCAGUUUCAGUGGUGUAUACGGUGAUUACUGGAAGCUGGCGCUACCAGGCAGGCAUAACAUCACGAUAAUAGCUGAUGGAUUUGCGCCCUACCGCGAGGAAAUCGAAAUCCCGGAAGACACACACGAAAUGCGACUGGAUGUGAUAUUGAUGCGUGACGAUCCACAGCAUUGGUCGUCAGCUAAUGAUUUCCGUAUCAUCGAGAAUGUGGUGAAGACACGCUAUCACAGCAACCCGGAGAUCCGACAACGCUUGGCGGAAUUUGAGACUCGCCACGGACAGAUUGCUACCUUCGGCUAUGCGGAGAGUGAAUUUGGAAUUUACUACAACUCCAUUAAGCUAACGUCAGACAUUGGAGAGCCGGAGGAGAGCAAAUACAAAAUACUUAUAUUGAGUUCGUUCUUCGACACAACCUCGCCACUGGGCCGUGAAAUCACCAUGAAUGUGGCACGUCACGUACUUGAGGGAUAUAAAAUACGCGACACAGGCACCUUGAAUAUGCUGCAAAGAAGUGUCUUAUAUCUUUUACCGUUAACCGAUAACUUUGAGGUCAUCUUCAAAAUGUAUAACAGAAACAACUCGAUUUGUGAUCCCGAACUGGGCAAUGAACUCGCCGAUCGUAUGCUCAGCCCUGAAUCGGAGAAGAAGCGCGAUUUGUUGUUGCAAUUCUUGGAAAGCGAACGAUUCGAUUUGAUGUUAACCUUCACUGCUGGCAGUUCAGAAUUAAUCUACCCCAAAGGCGAGCCGGUCAUUGAGAAAUUCGCGCACAUCAUCAAAGACAGCGAAUUCAACGCACCGCCGCUUCAAUGUCCCACCACCAGCACGCGUUCGCUUCAUCAUGCAGCCACCGAGCGGCUUACCAACCUCCUUUACAAAAUGUACAACAUUCCACUCUUCAGUUUAGGGCUCUCCUGCUGUCGCAUGCCCGUUCAGUCGAAUAUCGCCUCCGUUUGGCGCACAAAUAUCAAUAAAAUCAAGAAUUUCCUACGACUGAUCGAAACAGGCAUAGUCGGCGUUGUACACAAUGACAAGAGCGAACCGCUGCGCGAGGCAUUCAUACGCCUCAUCGACCAUAAGCAUGUCUAUAAUGUGACGCGCAAUGCGGCGCGCUUUCAAAUUAUUUUACCAGCUGGCGAGUAUGCGUUGGAGAUAAGCGCGUCCGGCUAUGAGUCGACGGUGAAGCGCGUUACGGUCACACCACACCAGAUCAACAAUUUGGGUGUGGUGCAGUUGAACGCUUACGCGCUGCUGACCGGCGUAAGUGAAAUACAUCGGUUGGGAGGCGGCGACAGCGGAUAUAUCGACAACACGGGCAGUGCCACCUCGCUCACCGCUCAAACUGCGACCAUCUCCGGCUUCGUUCUGGAUAUCGGCAACCAUCCAGUGAAGCAUGCCAAGGUGUCGGUGAUAGCGCCGCACACGCGCGAAUACCUGCGCAAUUUCACCGAUAGUCUGGGCGCUUACAGCAUACGCGGCGUGCCGCUGGGCGAAAUCACGCUGAAGGUGGAGGCACCGCGCCAUGAGGGCACACAGCGUGCAGUGCAUGUGGAAAGUGGCGCGGUGCGUGGCGUCAUAUUCCGACUGAAGGUGGACGAGCAUGUUUGGGGUAUGCCGCGUUUGUUGUUCAUCUUAUUUGCCAGCAUAGUGAUAAUUGUUGCUAUGAUUCUGUUCUUCCUGUGCGUGCAAUUCCUGUUGGCACGGCGACAUCGCGCCGAUAAGCGGUACUACAGUUUCUCGUUGUUGCCGCAAAAGGGUAAAGAACUAUUCGAGGACGAUGGCGAGGAUGGUGAAACGGAACUUUUCCGGUCGCCCAUUAAAAACGGCAUGUCCAUACAGCCGUACUUUGACGAGCACAUUGAACACGGUCGCAGCGACGAUGAUGACGAUGAUGAUUUUGAUAACGACUUCAAUGAAGAUAGUGGCGAAGAUAUUGUUAUGUUGGAUAAACGAAAUCAACUGUGAUCUAGAGAGGACAUAUGAAAAUAUAUAACAACAACAAUAACAAGCUACAAAUAACAAUUCUGACAAUGUAGUAAGAA